AUGGAGAUCGUAUGGCAAUCGGGCGAAAAGGCACCGAAGAAACGGACAGCUGCAGCAUGCCCAGCUUGUCGCGCACGCAAGAAACGGUGCUACCACCUUGAAGACCACGGGACCAAAAGGAAGGAGCGAGUUUACAGAGCAAUGAAGUCAGUCCAAAGACCUCAUCCAGAGGUCGACACCCGCGAAUCUGACCCAAGUCCCGGUCGUGUGAGCGAAUACAAUCCUGAAUCCGUUCUUGCAGCUCUAUCAGAGGAUGCCGAACCGGGAACAAGCGAUUUGGCACAAAUACCUCAUCCGGUAACAUCGCGGCCUACCCCAAAAGCUAUAGCACCUAGUUCAUCUGUUGCAUACGAAGCACGACGCAGAUUGGUAUGGUAUAAACAACACAAGAUCCGCGCGGCGCCGCCGAACUUAUCAAAGUCGUAUCGAAGGUAUCUACAGGAAGAAGGGGCCUUUACUGCUCUACCCAAAACAACGACAGAUGGUCUCUUGCCUUUGUACAAUUCGACAUUAGACGACCUCGCUCCCAUUACAGAUGGCGCCUCCGUGUUCCGCGACCACAGCAACGGGCAAGCGUCUAUACACUUGGUGAAGGCAAUGUGUCUCGUGGCCUGCAAGACGAAGCAAGCGGCCCCUUUCCUAAGAUUGACAGAUUCCGGCCCCCUCCUCGAGCCUCUAGAAUUUGCAUCAAAGCUACUGGCCGGGCUAGAUGCUGCUAUCAAAGCAGAUUUGGAGCCCGACCGCAUCGUCAAGAUCCAGAUCUUAGCACUGAUGCAUCUGCAUAAUGAUGGGCUAGCUGGCAUAGAUCGCGCGUCUAGUUGUCUUUCGCAAGCCAUCUGCGAAGCUUGGUCCAUGUGUAUACAUUUGAAGACACCUGGGAAUCCCAAUGACGAAGAGUGUAAAUAUCUAUGGUGGUCACUUCGAAACUUUGAUCGCCUAGGUAAACCCAUCAUGGCAGCAGGGCCUUUCUUCAUCGAUGAUGCGGAUAUUGGUGUUGAUCGUAUAGCACCAAGUAAAGACAGUUAUCGCUCUCAAGUCAUGGCUGUGAGCCUGAGGCUCGGAGAUUUGAUGACCACCGCAACCAGGGCUUACAAAGCUGGCUCCACGACCGCGGUGGAUGGCUGUUGGGAGUUUCCAUCGCUCUCGGAACUCACAGGCGGAAGCAACUUUGAUCAGUUCCACAUGUCACAUCGAGCAUACCUAGAGAUAUGGUAUCAUGUUGCUGCCAUGCUAUCCUGUCGCUAUAGUGGGCCAAACACCAUACAAUACAAUCGACGUCUUGCCUCGGCGGACCAAGUGCUCGAAAUUGUCUCUCGGGAAGGGUGCGAAGGGCUUCCUCCACUCCCACUAGUACCAUACGCGAUGUCCAUGUCCACAACGGCCAUCUACCGCGCAUUACAUGAUGGCGAAAGAGAGAUAUACAAGGCAGGAGAGGAUCUUCAUCGAUGUUGCGACGCACUAGAUGGACUUAGUCAACGAUGGACUAGCGUGAGAGGCGUGGGCAAACUUGCAAAGCGACUCUGCAGACUCAUAAGCGACGGGACAUUGAAUGGCUUGCGAGACGUACACGGAAGUAACACUUCAACAUCCGACAGUACAAGGGUCUCAACCCUACCUAUGUUCGCUAAUAAUAGUGUGAUUACGAAUAACCCGGGGUUCUCGUAUAGCGAUGAGACAUUGCAAAGGCAGCUCAAUGAGAUAUGGCCAAGCUUCGAUGCAUCCUACCCUCAGAUGGACUGGGCUUUCCAGGAUUACGGCUUCGACAUGGAAUUCUCCGGUCCGUUCGACGACCUGCCAUCUUGA
Molecule: messenger RNA, 1803 nt
Organism: Alternaria atra
Lineage: Eukaryota; Fungi; Ascomycota; Dothideomycetes; Pleosporales; Pleosporaceae
Exons: 2
Coding region: 1-1803 (600 amino acids)
Source: RefSeq, a predicted model, not a curated record